GUGAGAGAGUGGGCAGGGAGAUCUCCUAUAAAGCCACAACGAUGCAGAGAAGAAACACACUGUCACAACUUGUGAUAUCCCCCCGCCUGCCACCACCGCCAACCGGAGAGAGAAAGACGCAGAGAUGGCCAAAGUGUUUGUCUAUUACACCGGCGGGACUGUUGGCAUGGUACCAGGGCCAGAUGGGGAACAUCCAGCCAAGAAGGGCGAUUUCACCAAGGAGCUCCGCAGACAUCCCGAGCUCUUCUACAAGAAGGAUGGGGGCUGGUUUCUGCUGCCUCCUUUGGCCACAGAUGACUGUCCUGCAAAACUCCAGGUUUCUUAUAAAGUGGAAGAGGAAGACAACCCCAUUGAUUCUUCCAAGAUGACUCCCAAUCUCUGGGUUUAUUUUGCCAACAAAAUCAAGGAAAAUGCAGAGGAGUAUGAUGGGUUUGUCCUCCUCCACGGCACGGACACGCUAGCCUACACCUCCUCCGCUCUGUCCUUCCUGCUGCGGGGGCUGAAGAAGCCGGUGGUGGUGACAGGAGCCCAGAGGUCCCUGUUCGAGCCCCGCAGCGAUGCCGUGGAGAACAUCCUGGGGGCGCUGUUGAUCGCAGGCGGAUACUGCCGUGACCCCGCACUACAGCUGGUGUCCGUGUUCUUCAACCACCGGCUCUUCCAAGGGAACCGCGUGACCAAGUACGACUGCGACGCCUUCGACGCCUUCAACUCCCCCAACGUGGAGCCGCUGGUGGAGAUGGGGGUCACCAUCGAGGUGAAUGCCAGGCCCUUCCCAGUUCCGAACAAUUGGCUGCCCAUUUGUGACUGGGAUUCACUUCCAGAUGUUCGGAUCUUGCGUCUUUUCCCUGGGAUCACUGAGAAUUACGUGAAGUGUGUCCUGGCUGGCGACGGAGGGGUGAUUCUGGAGACUUACGGUAGUGGGAACGGCCGCAAUGCCAACCACUGCGUCACCGUGCCACCCCAGGUCUCCUUAAAGUUCCCCCCUUAG
Messenger RNA from Lepisosteus oculatus (spotted gar), 988 nucleotides. Lineage: Eukaryota; Metazoa; Chordata; Actinopteri; Semionotiformes; Lepisosteidae. The record is from RefSeq and is a predicted model, not a curated record.